Messenger RNA from Paramuricea clavata, 6712 nucleotides. The record is from the annotation of a GenBank genome assembly. Lineage: Eukaryota; Metazoa; Cnidaria; Anthozoa; Malacalcyonacea; Plexauridae.
AUGGAGAAAAUAACUGAAAAGCAACAAAUACAGGAGUACCUUAACUCCGGACACUCUUAUAUAAAGAGACGUGAGUUUCAACUAGCAAUUGCAAACUUUCAAAUAGCUUUGGAAUUCGCUGAGGAAAUGAAAGAGACAAAAGAAAUAACCGAGGCAAAUCUUCAGUUAGGAAAUGCUUUUAAAUAUAAAUAUCAGAUUGAAGUGGCAAUUAAACACUACGAGAAAGCCUUGGAAGUUGCAGAGGAACGAAAUGAUCAAGGUCAGAUUACAAAAGCACACCUUGGGUUAGGGGAUGCUUAUAGAUUGAACCAUCUGACUCAAACGGCAAUUCAACACUAUGAGAACGCCUUGGAAAUUACAAGAAAACAAAGAUAUAAACAAAAGAAAACAAACGCAUAUCUUGGGUUAGGAGAGGCUCAUAUAUUGAACAAUCAGAUCCAAAAGGCAAUCGAAUACUUUAACAAAGCCUUGGAAAUUGCAAAUGAACAAGCUGGAUAUAAAAUAAAGGAAACUAAAGCAUACCUUGGGUUAGGACAUGCUUAUAGAUUGAACAAUCAGAUUCAAACGGCAAUUCAGCGCUAUGAGAAAGCCUUGGCAAUUGCUGAAGAAAGAGGAUAUAAACUACAGGUGACUAAAGCAUACCUUGGGUUAGGAGAUGCUUACGGAUUGAACAAUCAGAUUCAAAAGGUAAUUCCACUCUAUGAGAAAGCCUUGGAAAUUGCAAAAGAACGAGGAUAUGAACAAGAGGAAACAAACGCAUGCAUUGGGUUAGGCGAUGCUUAUAGAACGAACAAUGACAGUCAAACGGCAAUUCAGCACUAUACAAAAGCUUUGAAAGUUGCAAUAGAACGAGGAUAUAAACGAGAGGAAACCAAAGCAUACAUUGGGUUAGGAGAUGCUUAUAUAUUAAACAAUCAGAUCCCAACGGCAAUUCAGCACUAUGACAAAGCCUUGAAAAUUGCAAAAGAACCGCGAGGAUAUAAACUAGAGGAAACGAAAGCAUACCUUGGUUUAGGACAUGCUUACAGAUUGAACAAUCAGAUUCAAAAUACAAUUGAGCACUAUGAGAAAGCCAUGAAAAUUGCAAAAAAACGAGAACAUAAACUAGAGGAAACAAAUGCAUGCCUUGGAUUAGGAGAUGCUUACAAAUUGAACAAUCAGAUUCAAAAGACAAUUCAGCACUAUGAGAAAGCCUUGGAAAUUGCAAAAGAACGAAGAUAUAAACGACAGGAAACCAAAGCAUACCUUCGGUUAGGAGAUGCUCACAUAUUAAACAAUCAGAUUCCAACGACAAUUCGGCGCUAUGAGAAAGCCUUGGAAAUUGCAAAAGAACGAAGAUAUAAACAAGAGGAAUCAUGCGCGUACCUUGGGUUAGGAAAUGCUUAUAGAUUGAACGAUCAGAUUCAAAAGGCAAUGGAAUUCUAUGACAAAGCCUUGAAAAUUGCAAAAGCCCAAGGAUAUAAACUAGACGAAACACGCGCGUACCUUGGAUUUGGAGGUGCUUAUAGAUUGAACAAUCAGAAUCAAAAGGCAAUGGAAUACUAUAAAAAAGCCUUGGAAAUUGCAAAAGAACGAGGAUAUAAACAAGAGGAAACAUGCGCGUACCUUGAGUUUGGGGAUGCUUAUAGAUUGAACAAUCAGAUUCAAACGGCAAUUAAAUACUUUGAGAAUUAUGCCUUGAAAAUUGCAAGAAAACGAAGAUAUAAACGAGAGGAAGCCAAAGCAUACCUUGGGUUAGGAGAUGCUUAUAGAUUAAACAAUCAGAUUCAAACGGCAAUUCAACACUAUGAGAAAGCCUUGAAAAUUGCAGAAAAACGAGGAUAUAAACAAGAGGAAACAAACGCAUAUCUUGGGUUAGGAGAUGCUCAUAAAUUGAACAAACAAUUGAUUCCAACGGCAAUUCAGCACUAUAAGAAAGCCUUGGAAAUUGCAAAAAGACGAGGAUAUAGACAAGAGGAAACAAACGCAUACCUUGGGUUAGGAGAUAGUUAUAGAUUAAAAAAACAUAUUCAAACGGCAAUUGAGCACUAUGAGAAAGCCUUGAAAAUUGUGAAAAAACGAGAAUAUAAACGAAAGGAAACGAACGCAAACCUUGGGUUAGGAGAUGCUUACAGAUUGAAAAAUGAUUUUCAAGUGGCAAUUCAGCACUAUAACACAGCCUUAGAAAUUGCAAGAGAACACGGAUAUAAACAAGAGGAAACCGAAGCACACAUUCGGUUAGGUCACGCUUAUAGACAGAACAAUGGGAUUCAAACGGCUAUUCGGCACUAUGGGGAAGCCUUCGAAACUGCAAAAGAACAAGGACAUAAACGUCUGGAAAAUGUGGCAAAAAAUGCAAUUGAAAAUUUGUCAAAAAUUAUAGGUAAGCUUAGGUAAAGAAUCUCUGAUAUUGAGUAUCAGGUUGAUGUAAGAUUUAUAGUAGAUAUAUUUGAAAAAUAGAAGGUGACUUCAAUCUGCAUGGCUGGCAUGCUUGACAUUGCAAUUCUCAAAUUCUCUCCAAAUUAAUAAAAAUGUGGAUAGAGCUACCCAUGAACAUCUUGGAGCAAAUCUGUUUAAUUAAUGUUUAAUGUUAACACAAAGGUAACGUUUAACAUUUGUAAAGAGCCUCUGUUAUUAUUAUUUAUUUUCCAAAACGGCCACACCUCAGUAUAGUGAGGAUUUUCGAUUUUUGGGUUUUAAAUAAACUCAAGCAGUCAAUGCGAGACUAGUCGAGAGAAACUAACUGCGGUUAUUAAGACAAUCUGAUAACUCCAACGAGCAUUAAGAUAUUAUUUAUUCUAUAUUUUGUCUUUUUUCAAAACGUAGAUUGACAACUAGAUUGCUGGGAAAAAAACAAUAAAAAACCCCGAAACACCGAACAGAACACGGCCAGGGCCGUCCUCAGGGAAUUCUUCAGGGGGGGUGUAAGGUCAUUUCAACCAACCAGUACCUGAAAAAAAUUUUUGGAACAAAUUAUUUUUGGUGAUUCCCCCCCCCCGAAAAAAAUUCGGUCAGUGUACCAUUUUCAACAUGAGCUCCACCUUUGAAUUUACUAUAUGAGUAAAUUCUUAAACACGUCCGAAUUUAUCAUUAUGAUAAUAUGCGAUUCGCGGCACAUUUUCAAUUUAUCAAUAUAGUUAAUCAUAACACCACAAGCACUACACAUUUCUUGUUAUAAAUGUAAUGGCACUAAAAAGGAGGCCGGACGCGCAGGGGUGGGGAGUUUUUCAAGUUUUUCAAAAAUUUGAAAAGCAAGAAAAGUUUAAAAAAUUAGAUUUUUAAAAAGUUAAAAAAUUAAAAAAAAUUAGGGGUUAGUGGUUAGGGUUAGGUGCCGCGAAUUUAUUAUUACGAUAAAUUCAAAAUUUGCCGCGAAUUUAUCAUAAUGAUAAAUUCGGACGUGUUUAAGAAUUUACUCAUAUAGUAAAUUCAAAUGUGGAGCUCAUGCUGACCAUUUUAGGGGUACAAAAAUUUUUCCGGACAUAUCAAAAUUUUUCGGAACAACAAACAAAUUUUCCAGACAUCACAAAUUUUAUCCAUUUAUCAAAAAAAUAUUUCUAAAAUUCCGAAAAUUUCUAGAAUAUUCGAAAUGUUUGUAAAUAUACAUCAUUUUUCCAAAUUCAUAGUUAUUUUUGUAAAUUAACUUUCUCUUGUCCUACCGAUUGAAUAGCAGUCCUGCAGUCCCCCCCCACACCCACACCCCCGUAUUUCCGGCCUGAGAACACCCAAGAGUAUCACAAAAUGCCAUAUAAAAUAUCGAACUAAUAAACCUUUGGAAAACGCUUAAAAACUAGUUAAAUAUUAAUUAUAAAAAUAUAUUUUACGUAUAUUGAAAAGUUAUAUUUUAUAAAUUUAAUAAAAGUGCGUAGAAAGAGAAUGUAGACAAACUAUAUCUUUUUCAAACAUUCUAUAGAAGGCCGAAAUGAAAAGGCCAAAAGUUCAAAAAAAGCUCAAAAGUUUGCAAAGAAUACCAAUACAGGUACUUGUUAUAUAUUGCUAUAUUUUGUGAAAACACAACUUUAUGUACAACAGUCCGAAUCGUCAACAGUGUAAGUUAGACGAUAUUCAGUUGCUGCAUACUCCGUCAGUCCGGUUAACAAGCUGUCUCCAACCGUUUAAAUUUUAGUUUAAGGUAUUUGUCUUGUUUUAUCUCUUGUAUAGAGAGCCUGGGAUCGUGGAAAUGGGAAAAGAGAUCGAUAGUUCAUCGAGAGAAGUUCAUUAAGCUGCUGCAAUAUGGGAAAGACUAUCCGGACGAGAUCAAGGACGUUAACGGAGUGCGCGUUUGUUGCUCAGAGGAGUUUCUCAUCGGGAAGGGAAGUGAUGGCACUCGAGUCUAUGUAGGAUUAGGCAAAGAUGGAUACGAAAAAGCCGUAAAACGUUUGCCAAGAGAUGCUUGCGCUGACGAAGCUAAACAAGAAAAGAAAGUUUUGAACGAACUUAAUGCAACUACGUCAAACUAUGUUGUAAAUUAUUGGUUUUUAGACGAACAAUGCGAUAAGGAUUACUUCUUCCUAAUCUUGGAUUUAUGCGAGGAAACGUUAGCAAAUUUUGUUGCUGGUAACAGUUUGGACAAUCUAGAAACAAUUGCGCCAGAUAUAAUUCGGCAAGUUUUGAAAGGAUUGGCUGAUCUCCAUCGCUAUCCAAUGCCCGUUUUACAUCGUGAUUUGAAACCAUCCAAUAUCUUGCGAGAUGUCGACGGCAAUUGGUUGCUGGCCGACUUUGGUAUCAGUCGUAUCUUAACGGCAGAUGUCACUACCCAUCCAAGUGAACAGAGGGGAACAGAUGAUUGGAGAGCCGUUGAAUCUUCAUAUCAUUCAAAUUGCAUGACCGGCAAUAGCGAAGUUCGUUAUAAGAAAGAAUCUGAUAUUCAGGUAGGGUUUCGUUUGUGUUAACCACGAAUUAAAGUAAAUAAGUAUAGAUUUUACAUUGCUUUCAAAAGAAGAUGGCAUAACUCAUGGCAAAAGAAGAUGGUGCAUGCACAACAAAGACUUGAGGGAUAAGACGCUGCUUGAUCUUCCGAAGGUGAACAGUGCAAUAGGUCAAUCUACUUUCAAGUAUGCUGGUGCUAAAGACUGGAACUCUCUACCAUUAAACAUUAGAGAAUUGAUAUCACUCUCAAAAUUUAAACGUACUGCUUACGCGCAUCUUUUAGAACUUGACAACAAUUCCCAUAUUUGUAGUAUUUAGGAUGCAUGUUUAUAUUGUAUACAUGCAAUCGUUGAUAAUUGUAAUCACUGUUCUCCCGUUAACACCAGCAGCAUUGCUGAUGGGAUUUUUAACAGUUUAAAUAAAGUAUUUAUUAUUAUUAUUUAGCUCCAACGAGUACUACGGGGCACAGUCAUAGAAAAUUAAUAAAUAUAGACUGCGUAGUUGAUCACGAACUAUGCUUCCAUUUUUAGCAAUGAGUGUACUUAUAAAUCCGCCAUAUUGAAUUCGACCAGGAGUGUGUAAGUUCAGCACAAUCCUGUCCACUAACAUCGCAAUCAAAUAAACAAAUUUUUUAGUAAAGCCGAUGUUUAACCAAAAUUAUUUUAUUCUUUCUAAAGCUGAAAUAAACUAUACAUUUUUCUCAACGAAAUAUUUUUAAACCAGGUUUUAUAAUUUAAAACAUAAUUUUCACAGCCUUUGAAAAUUUGACAUCAGUAAUAUGUUUUAAAACUCGGUCAUUAAAGGUGUCCAAUAAACUUUUUGGCAUCAUACAUUUUGCAUUGGUCUAUGCUAUGUCACAAUUUUCAUGAAAACAUGAAAAUUAUUUUUUUCGUACCUGAAAGACUAAUUAGUACAGUUUGCUUUUGUCAUAUUUAGGUAGCCGGAAUGGUGGUAUUCUACAUUGUGACAAAAGGUCAACAUCCCUUUGGAGAAGAACGAUUCCGACUUGACAACUUACUUAAAGGUAAACCAAUUGGCUUGGAUACUCUGAAAAAUCCUGUCUUGAAAGAUUUGUUAUCCUGGAUGCUGAGCCACGACCCUAAAGAUAGACCUUCUGCUGAAGACGCGCUAAAACACCCUUACCUUGAGUCCGCCAAACAGCAAUUUGAAAUGUUGUGCAAAAUGGGAAAUCAGCCUGAGAUCAAGACACGGGAUGUCAGAUCAGAUGUCGUGCGAAUGUUGAAUAGCGAUCCCAAAGAUUGGAGAUCUCUGAUGAAUGCCGAUGUUCUGCAGUAUUUAAGCACUGAUCCUUUGAAGGGGAAAACAUUUCAUUAUAAGCCGUCGUGGACGGACUGCUUGCGACUUAUCCGAAAUGUCAACGAACACUGGCAUGACCGUCCAAGGCCGCGACCAGAACUAUUCUAUUUAGUGGAUGAUCCACAAGAGUGCUUCCUUAACCUUUUCCCCAAUCUUUCUGUCGAGGUGCACAGAAUUGUGAGGUCAUGUGAUUGGAAAGAACGACCUGACCUUAAGGAGUACUUCAUGUAAGAUACGCGAAGUUGUUCCAUACGGGAUAGGCAUGCACUGGUCUGAAAACUAGCCUGGAUAGUGCAACUGUUGUGUAUAAAUGAAACCAGUGGUAACUAACUGAAUAGUGUUUAAAACUUUCUAAAACUCUUUAGGAAAAGUACGGAAAACGUAACGAAUAGAUUAUUACGAAUUAUAGCAACUUUGGUGGGCGUUGUAGCGUGUUUUGGGGAUUUUGUUGGGGGCAUUGUGGCUAAAAUGAAUUUUAAAUUGUUUGGCCUGUCGGAAAUGUUUUGAUCGAGCAGGCCUGGGCAAGUUUUUUUUGUAAUUUGUAACGGCA